This is a messenger RNA of Penicillium cinerascens, 618 nucleotides long. RefSeq lists its product as uncharacterized. The coding region runs from base 1 to 618 and encodes 205 amino acids. NCBI's taxonomy places the organism in Eukaryota, Fungi, Ascomycota, Eurotiomycetes, Eurotiales, Aspergillaceae. The record is from RefSeq and is a predicted model, not a curated record. The transcript has 3 exons.
AUGCGUCUCUCUCCCAUCGCCGCGAUCCUGAUUCUGGCAGGUGCUGUCAAUGGCGCUGUCAAUGGCGCCAACAGCGCCAAGCAGACUGUUUCCGAUAUCGUAGCUCUCACUGACCUUUCCUCAAAGACCGAGGAUAUUGCUAAGAGCAUCCAUGCUAUUAACGUGAAAGUCAAGGCUCCUCAAUUGAUCAGCAACUUCAAGGAGAUCAAUCAUAUGCUCACCAAUGAAAUCUACCCGGGGUCCAAGCGUAACUUGCACGCCCGCGAGGAGGGUCUGAAUAUUGAGGAUCCCUCCGAGGUUCUCGAUCGUUGGGAUGUCAAGAAGCGCCAGAGCGGUGCAUACUCCGAACACGACCAGAAGGCUGUUUGCAGCGCCUUCGCGACCUUCGUGCAAGUCCAGCACCAGCUUCUGCGCACCGUGGUUGAUAAACACGACUUGAUAGAACUCACAUCUGAGUAUCGCCAGGUUGGCGGAGUCCUUCGUACCCUGGAAGCUGGGGUUGACAAACUUGUUCACGGAAUCCUCGAUCAUAUCCCUACUUGUGCCGAGGAUGUUACUAAGAACAAAACAUCCUUCGAUGAGUCUCUGAUCAACGCCGAGGACAAGUAUUCUCGCUAG